AAUCAAACAUUGAAGAAACAAAGGAUGAAAGGAUUGUUCUGCUCAGUUAAUCUGUAGAUGUUCAUUCAUAAUUCAUAACAAGAAUAAGAAUUGUAAAAAAUCACUUGUUUCAAAUGGGAAAGACUAGAGAAUAUUUCAAAAUGAAGUUGUCUCAGUCAGAGGAAAAUGAGGAAGAGGAAGAAGAAGAAACGUGUUGCUUUGUUGGCAAAGAGACAAAAAGAAGAAGUGGAUUACACAUCAGUGUCCUUCUGAGAAAAACUGGGGACUCACUAUCACAAUUGUCACUGUUCAGUCAGUUGGUAAAACAUGGCGAGGUUUGUCCAUCGAGAGCAAUCAGAGAUAACUGACUAUGUAAAUCUACCCGAACCAUCGGCCAGGAGUGUUGGCCAAGACGGGGGAGCGACUGCUGCAGGGUCUGGUGGAAAACUGUACAGAGUGGUUGCUGUGAGCUUUGGACUGCUGUGUAUCCUACAAGCUGCUCUCAACGUUUCGCUGCGUCUCUACAGCUUUUACAGUAAGACACCGGACAUAGCGCACUGUUGCACAAACCUGACUGGUGAUCUGAGGAGAGAACUCAUUACCUUUGAUCGCUUUUCCCAAAAAGGAUGGGUGUAUUUCCGUAGCAGUUUCUAUUACUUUUCUACUAAUCGGACAUCCUGGCAAGCGGGCAGAGCUGACUGUCUGCAGAAAGAAGCAGACCUGGUGAUUAUCAACAGCAAACAAGAGCAGGAUUUCACAAGACAAUUCAAUAAGGUCUCAUGGAUUGGACUGAUCCCCAAAGUAACCAACGGGACAUGGAAAUGGGUGGAUGACACUCCGCUGACCCAAAGCUACUGGGCCCCUGGGGAGCCAAAUGGUUUUGAAGGCAGAGAGGAAGACUGUGUAGAAAUAAGGUUCCUUGAUAUGGAGAACAGCUGGAAUGAUAUACCAUGUACUGAUCAAAACUUCUGGAUCUGUGAGAAGAAGAUAGCUUUAUAACACACCAUAUAAAACCCUGAAAAACUGAAAUUCAAUUCAUGCUUAAUUUGGAUGCACAAAUUCACACAUCACACAACAAUAUAGGUCAUUUAUUCCUACCCUUUUAAAUGCAACACUCGCAGUUUGAAACUUGUCGUUAAUAUUGUGACACAUGGGGUGGCCUCUAGCUCACCCGGUAAGAGUGUGCGCCCCAUGUAGGCUGAGUCCUUUGCAUCGGUCUGGGUUUGAAUCCAACCUGUGGCC
Messenger RNA from Sander lucioperca (pikeperch), 1221 nucleotides. RefSeq names its product CD209 antigen-like protein A. The transcript is spliced from 6 exons. The record is from RefSeq and is a predicted model, not a curated record. Gene Ontology annotation, molecular function: signaling receptor activity. Bases 307 to 978 code for a protein of 223 amino acids. NCBI's taxonomy places the organism in Eukaryota, Metazoa, Chordata, Actinopteri, Perciformes, Percidae.